ACAAGAAUAUUUUUAGUUUGAGAUAGAAAGUGUCUGCCUACGUUAAGAAGGGACGAUAUAAAAGAGUCUAUCAGAGAAAAGAAGUUCUUCAUUUAGAGUGUGUAGUGCUUAUCAAACGGAGAAGUGAAGCUUUCCAACAGACAUGCGUUUGACACCAAUCAUUGCCUUCGCGGCAAUGUACCUCCUGUGCCAUGUUGCUGCUGAAGAAAACGGAUGGUCUUGGGGCAACAAAGAUGAAUCACCAUCCACAAACCCACAGUUCGAACAACAACCAUCAGCCAGUGAUGUGGUUGAACAAAGCUCUCAAUUUAAUUCGACACAAGCAGAGAAAAUCAUCGACCACAUCCUUGUCUCAAACAGGCAAGGAAGAAACGUGGAUGGCUUUGAUGAAGUCUACAGCGACCCCAAUGUACAAGAUGCUCUCCAAAAGGGUGAUGAUGCUGAAGCGAGGAAUCUUAUAAAGGAUCGGUUAUGUUCCUUAGGUCUCAUGCAAUGUGAGGAAGACAUCCAAGGUAAACGCCCCUACAUCGCCCCAGAAGAACUAAUCUACGCCCAACCAGUCGCAAUCAACCCUGUCGGGCGUCCAAUCCCCACAAUCCCCCUCAAAGUACCAAACCGUGGCACUUAUGGACCCCCCAAACCUGUUCCUUUCCCCCCAGGCCCACCCCCAAGCAAAUUUGGUCCUCCAGGAAAAUACGGACCUCCUCAUAAGCCCCCACGUCGUGGUUACGGCCCUCUACCACCCUCCAAACCAUUCUACGGUCCUCCACACAAACCACCAUUCCUUAGUGAACACGAAAUCUACGAUGGCCCUGAGUUUAUCUCCAAACCGCAUGAUUCUUUUGCUCAACCGAUCGAACCUGAUUCCCCUUAUCAGUUCGAAACCAGUCACCAUCACAAAGAUAAGAAAGUUGAAGUUCACGUGACUGCUCAUGGGGGAACCACCCAAACUAGUGCAAGUCCAGGAGGUGUCCAACAACACGUCCAUCACCAUUUCCACCACAAUGCUGAUGGUGUUGCCUCUAAACCUUCGACUGUUGUGGUCAAUCCGGUCCCAAUUGCAACCACUGCUGCCAUUUCGUCGUCAAAUUUCGGAUCGUCGUUACUUGAGACUGGGGGAUCGACACAUUUCAAACCUUCGGAACUUUUGUCUUCGAGUUUUAACCCUCUUUCGUCAAGUUACCAACCCGGAUUGUCGAGUGGUUUUGGAAGUGGGGGUUUGACGAUUGGAGGAGGGUCGAACUUUGGGGGAUCAUACGGAGGACAGACUAUUGCCAGUUAUGGCGGAUCUUCACACAAUUUGGGGUACUUUGACAAGAUUAAACCUGUCAGUGAGAAUUAUGGAGGCAGUUAUGGUACCACAGUUGGUUCAUAUGGUUCAUCUGGACUUUACAAAAAAGAACUCAAUUUAGGAAGCAAUUCCAUCAAUUCUAAUUUUAUUCAAAGUAGCUACGCUGAUAAAUACCAAGGGUUGGAAUCUGCAAGGGCAGAGAAUUAUGACUGUGUUUGUGUACCAUAUGACCAAUGUCCCAGCCACGACAUAAUUGGACGUAAAGAUGACCUUUAUCUUCCCCUUGAUCCCCGAAAUUUGAAAACCGAUAUUGAAGCUUUAGGAGAGGAGGAAAGGGUUAUUACAGAUGGGAAUGGCACAAUGACGGUUGUACGAGUUCCCAAAGAGGCCAACUUUGAUAAUAACACACAAGUUGAAGAAAAUGCCAACAAAAAUGACACUAAGACGGUCACAAAGCGUGAAGCACAAACAAACGAGGAAAAGACGGACGACAAGGCCAAAAUUGAACCUCGACAAUCGUACGGAACUUAUACCAACAACAACAACAAUAAGAAAGUGAAACCAACUUUCGGAAUUUCGUUUGGUUUACCAAACCAAGGAGGCGGUGGAUAUCCCAUAAAUCCCUACGGUCCUAAUCCCCAUAUUAAUCCCUAUGGUAGUUCUAUAGGUGGUCAAGGAAUCAAUCUCGGAUUGGUUUCCGUCAAUCCUUUGAUCUCACUUCAAGUCACUAAAGACGAUUACGGCGAAAAAAUUCUAAAACCUUUCGUCAAUCUUCACGUGACGCCCAACAAUUACCUUCUUCAUAAAUUCGAAGGGCUUUUCCACUACAAGAAAAAUUUGAUUUUCAACAAACACAAACAUUUCCACUAUCACAAACCGCAUCACCACAAUAUUCACUACUAUCCAACUCAUCAUGCCCAUGGUCCAGAAAUUUACAAGGGUCCUCCAGUUUACCAUCAUGGUCCCUCGGACCAUCACACUUUAGAUUACCCCGGCCCUGAAUAUUCCUACGACCAUGGGCCGACUCAUUUAAGCGAACCACCUUCUUACGACCAUUCGGUGGGACCUGAUGAUUAUCCCCCAAGUCACCCAUACUAUGACCAUGGCUCCUCUUUAUCGUAUUAUGACGACCCCCACAAUUACGGGGGGAGUCAUGGCGGUUACUAUGAUGGCAGUUUUCAUGGCAGAGCACACGACAAUGCCACUAAUUUAGUCGAUGGUAACAGCCUUUUACAUCAACUUCAAGAACAGUAUGACAAUGGUCAAAACAUCUAUGCCAAUUCUUUGACCGAUAAUUCCCAAGGUGACGAUUUGUACAAUUCUGAAACACAAAACUCUAACUCCAGACGUGGCAAAAGCCUUAUUUCCACUUCCAACCCUAUUAAAUUCCCCUCCGACAGAAAAAGACGUGACGUUACUAUGACCCAGACAAAAAAAUCUAACACGACGAAGCGUCAGGCCCACUUCGGGCGCCCCUCGACUUGCGGUCCCCGCCACGUGUGCUGUCGAAGACCUCUCCGCCCUCACAUCCCAACCCCCGGCCACCGACAAUGCGGCACUCGCCACUCCCAAGGCAUCAACGGCCGUAUCAAAAACCCUGUUUACGUCGAUGGCGAUAGCGAAUUCGGGGAAUACCCCUGGCAAGUCGCCAUUUUGAAAAAAGACCCCAAGGAAAGUGUCUACGUGUGUGGGGGUACCCUCAUUGACAACUUGCACAUAAUCACGGCCGCCCAUUGCGUCAAGACUUACACAGGAUUCGACCUGAGGGUGCGUCUAGGUGAAUGGGACGUCAAUCACGAUGUGGAGUUCUACCCAUACAUCGAACGCGAAAUUACCUCAGUGAACGUCCAUCCCGAGUUCUACGCUGGGACUUUGUACAACGAUUUGGCCAUUUUGCGGAUGGACAAACCCGUUGACUUUGCUAAGCACCCCCAUAUCAGCCCCGCGUGUCUCCCGAGUCUUCAUGACGACUACACUGGGAGCAGGUGUUGGACCACUGGUUGGGGUAAAGACGCGUUUGGGGACUUUGGGAAGUAUCAGAAUAUUUUGAAAGAGGUUGAUGUCCCUAUUGUCAAUCACGGAUUGUGUGAGCGACAAUUGAAACAGACGAGAUUGGGGUACGACUUUAAAUUGCAUCCUGGAUUUAUCUGCGCUGGGGGAGAGGAAGGCAAAGAUGCGUGUAAAGGGGACGGAGGUGGUCCCAUGGUGUGUGAAAGAGGGGGCACUUGGCAAGUUGUGGGUGUUGUCAGCUGGGGUAUUGGAUGUGGCCAAGUUGGAAUUCCAGGAGUUUAUGUCAAAGUGGCCCAUUAUCUCGACUGGAUUCGACAGGUUACACAGAGAUAUUAGAAGAAUUGUGGAGAAUGGAACAUAAUUUAUAAUUAAUAGUUAUAAGGAUAACUUAUUUUUGUAAUGUUAGUUUAUAGACCUAAUUACCUAGGUCAAUGGUAAUUGCCUAUGUGAUACAUUUGUUUCGAGUAAUUUUAACUAUUUAUAAUAGAAAGGUAACUUUAAAAAAGUUUUGUAAUUCUGAUUUAAAUGAUUGAUUGUAAUUUGAAUAAAAAAAUUAAAUUGUGA
Messenger RNA from Tribolium madens (black flour beetle), 3865 nucleotides. RefSeq lists its product as uncharacterized. The coding region runs from base 143 to 3637 and encodes 1164 amino acids. NCBI's taxonomy places the organism in Eukaryota, Metazoa, Arthropoda, Insecta, Coleoptera, Tenebrionidae. Gene Ontology annotation, molecular function: serine-type endopeptidase activity. The record is from RefSeq and is a predicted model, not a curated record. The transcript is spliced from 5 exons. Gene Ontology annotation, biological process: proteolysis.